Messenger RNA from Colletotrichum higginsianum IMI 349063, 1194 nucleotides. Its product is annotated as Pectate lyase. The transcript has 3 exons. Gene Ontology annotation, biological process: pectin catabolic process. Gene Ontology annotation, cellular component: extracellular region. The coding region runs from base 1 to 1194 and encodes 397 amino acids. Gene Ontology annotation, molecular function: pectate lyase activity; cellulose binding. Lineage: Eukaryota; Fungi; Ascomycota; Sordariomycetes; Glomerellales; Glomerellaceae. The record is from RefSeq and is a predicted model, not a curated record.
AUGAAGACUUCCGUGUUUCUCUCCCUCUCGGCGCUGAGCGCCGUUGCCGUCUCCCAGGCGACUCUCUACGGCCAGUGUGGCGGGCAAGGCUGGACCGGCCCUACCACCUGCGUCUCCGGCGCCCGUUGCGUCUCCUACAACGACUGGUACAGCCAGUGCGUCACCGGCGCCGACGAGGAUGUACCCGUGGAGGAGGCGGAGGAGCCUCCCGUGAGUGGCAACGACGACGACGACGACGACAACAACAACAGCGGGGGUGACUGUGAUGUUGGCGCGACGCCCUCGGCGCCCCAGAUCUCCACCGUUGAGCCCACCGCCGUCCCCUCUUCGACCCCCGUCGUCGAUGCCCCCGCCACCACCUCCGCGGCCGAGACCGAGCCCGUCGUCUCCGAGACCGCUGCCGCCACCGCGACUUCGUCUGCCGCCGAGGAGGAGGACCCCGUCCCCACCUCCGCGCCGGCCACCACCCUCGUCACCGCCACACAGGGCCCCACGACCGUCAUCGCCGUUCCCUCCGGCGUGACCAAGACCCUGCCGCAGUCCUCAGGCGCCGUCGCCACGGACGAGCCCAUUGCCGUCACUGGCGACUUCGACGGUGGCAUGAAGCUCUACGACCGAUCCCCCGCGGUUUGCAAGGACCAGUCCGAGACCGGCGAGAAGGACGCCAUGUUCGUUCUUGAGGACGGCGCUACCCUCUCCAACGUCAUCAUCGGCCCCGGCCAGGCCGAGGGCGUCCACUGCAAGGGCACCUGCACCCUGAUCAACGUCUGGCACUCGGACGUCUGCGAGGACGCCAUCACCCUCAAGCAGGACUCGGGCAGCUCGACCAUCAUCGGCGGCGGCGCCUUCAAGGCCUCGGACAAGGUCGUCCAGUUCAACGGCCGCGGCACCGUCACGAUCCGCGACUUCUACGUCGAGGACUACGGCAAGCUCGUGCGCAACUGCGGCAACUGCAAGCAGAACGGCGGGCCCCGCAACGUCGUCAUCGAGAACGUCGUCGCCGUCGACGGCGGCGUGCUGUGCGGCAUCAACACCAACUACGGCGACACGUGCACCAUCAAGGACACGUGCCAGAACGCCGGCAAGUCCUGCGACCGCUACGAGGGCAACGACUCGGGCGCCGAGCCGAAGAAGAUCGGCUCCGGCCCCGACGCCGAGUUCUGCUCCGUCUCGGGCCUGUCCGAGACCUGCUAG